Messenger RNA from Eriocheir sinensis (Chinese mitten crab), 1213 nucleotides. Its product is annotated as thiosulfate sulfurtransferase/rhodanese-like domain-containing protein 3. The record is from RefSeq and is a predicted model, not a curated record. Gene Ontology annotation, cellular component: mitochondrion. NCBI's taxonomy places the organism in Eukaryota, Metazoa, Arthropoda, Malacostraca, Decapoda, Varunidae. Gene Ontology annotation, molecular function: thiosulfate-cyanide sulfurtransferase activity. Bases 160 to 525 code for a protein of 121 amino acids. The transcript is spliced from 4 exons.
GACAAGUAACAGAAGAGCUGGACAGCCACUGUCGGCAACUGUAAAGGGGGGGGCAGCGGGAAGUGUGAAGGUGAGUGAAACCCUCGGCGUCGGCGAGUCACCGUCAUUACAGUCCUGAAGAGUUCUGAAGAAAGUACCUGCCUGUGUCAGCCCAUCAACAUGUCCGACAUCGACUACUCUGAGCUCUCCAACAACCUGGACUCGGUGGUGGUGCUGGACGUGCGGAACAGGGAUGAGGUGGAGAAGUUCGGCCAGAUCCCCGGCUCGCACUCCCUGCCCCUGGGAGAGAUGGAGGACGCCCUUCAGAUGGACGACGACGACUUCCAGGACAAGUACGGGUUCCCUAAGCCCACCAGCGACCAAAAGCUGGUGACCAGCUGCAUGAAGGGCGGCCGGGCAAGGAAGGCAGCCGAGACCCUGGCGAGUUCGGGAAUUGAAGCAAGGGUCUACCCCGGCUCCUUCGUCGACUGGAAGGCCCAGGGUGGGGAGGUGGUUGACGGCAAGCCUCACCAUCUGCACCACUAAGCACGCGCAGGACGACGAGCACCCGACGAAGCACCCAAUGGAUCUGAGCAACACAUUCACGUCUUAAACUGAAAAUAAUAAAGGAAAGAAAAGAAAAAAGAGUGUGUGUUUCAGCUAAAAGAAGAGUAUGAUUUUCCACGCUUUUAAAAUUUGGUAUCACAGAGGCCCAGAAUGAUAUAUGGUCCUUUAUCAGGCGCGACAUAAUCCAUGUGAUUUCGCUAUCUUUCUGGCACACACUGUUAACUCGUUCCCUCUCGUUAUCAAGUUAAUUCCGUCGAGGUUUAUGUUUGUGUGUCGAAUUUAUGUCUCUAUUUAAUAUUGUUUUGUACUUCGGUUGUCCUUGAGCACGUGCAUCAUAAUUUACCUGCUGACUCCUUUAAAGCAAAAAAGAAAAGGAGCACACUUACUCUGUAUGUUUUAAUUCAAAGGCGAUAUGUUGUUAUGUUAUGCCUCCUUAAAAAAUAAAUGUUCAUAAUUACGACAAUACACCAUCUAGUCACAGGAUGUUACUGGUCUCUGUAUCAAAGUCUUCUUAUGUGAACUUAAUUUAUUUUGUCAUAGCGUCAUUAUUUGUGUGUCCAUACAUUUCACUAGGGCUAAGAAAGCCUGGAUGCCUCAUCUCUUUAUCAAGUACUUAGAUAUCACUAACUUACUUUCACAGGCAUAAUUAAUAAACCCAUUUUGCACU